Molecule: messenger RNA, 2796 nt
Organism: Amyelois transitella
Lineage: Eukaryota; Metazoa; Arthropoda; Insecta; Lepidoptera; Pyralidae
Product: epithelial discoidin domain-containing receptor 1-like
Exons: 17
Coding region: 1-2796 (931 amino acids)
Biological process (GO): cell surface receptor protein tyrosine kinase signaling pathway; protein phosphorylation; positive regulation of kinase activity
Cellular component (GO): signaling receptor complex
Molecular function (GO): ATP binding; protein tyrosine kinase collagen receptor activity; collagen binding
Source: RefSeq, a predicted model, not a curated record
AUGUGGCGAGCAGGGCCACUGGUGAUAUGGCUCGCUGCCGUAUCACUGGUGGCAGUCCUCGCCGGCCCCCAGGGGGGCGGCAGCACGCUGGCGGCGCGCGCGGCCGGCCCCGCCAGGCCCACCACCCUCGCGCCGCGCCGCUCGGAGAAGCGCCCGAGGAACCGGCGCCGCACCACCACCACCACCACCACGAUGGACCCCGAGGACGAAGACGACAUGGACUACACGACACCCCCUACAACCACCACCAUCGAUCCUAGGACUUAUGACCACACGGAUGUGGGGUCGUGCGAGGUUCCGCUGGGCAUGGAGGAUGGGAAGAUCUCCAACGAGUCCCUGUCGGCCAGCUCCAGCUACGACCAGAGCGUCUCUCCUCUGAGCUCUAGGAUUCGAACAGAAAUCCGGGGCGGGGCGUGGUGUCCCAACGGCCUGAUCCUCCCGGACAGCCGGCAGUACCUGCAGGUGGACCUGCACGACGAAUACCUGGUCACCGCCACGGAGUCCCAGGGCCGCUUCGCCAACUCCGUGGGGGUCGAGUUCGUGGAGUCCUACUCGGUGGAGUACUGGCGCGCCGCGCUCAACCGCUGGGUCAAAUAUAAAGACUAUAAUGGGACUAAGCUGAUACCGGGGAACGUGAACACGUACACGCCGCGGAAGACGGUGCUGGAGGCGCCGUUCAUCGCGUCCAAAGUGCGCUUCUUCCCGUUCGCGGCGCACCCGCGCACCGCCUGCAUGCGCGUGGAGCUGUACGGCUGCCGCUGGAAACAGGCGCUAGUAGCCUACUCGGCGCCUAAAGGCGGGGACAUGCAGGCGAUGACUGGCGGCGCCAGGUUCGAAGACCUCUCGUUUGAUGGAGUACUCCGCGACGGGAAACUCUUCGACGGCCUCGGGCAGAUCACUGACUCGUUGACCGGACCGAAUGACUUUGAAUUGCCAGAUCCAUCUGAUACUAGAGGAACUCGCUGGGUGGGCUGGAACAAGACCAUGCUGAUCGAUGACGAGGUGGAGCUGGGCUUCAACUUCACCGACACCCGCCUGUUCCAGUUCGUGGACAUCCACACCAACAACAUGUUCACUAAGGAUGUUCAGUUGUUCAAAGAAGCAGAAGUCUACUUCUCGCUGGAAGGCGAGCGCUGGCAAGAAGACUACGUGUCCUACGAGCCGAAGCAGGACCGCGUCUCUGAGCACGCCAGGGUAGUCCACAUCGACCUGCAGAACCGCACGGCCAGGCACAUCUUGAUCCGACUGCGGUUCCAGCACGAGUGGAUCCUCAUCAGCGAAGUCACCUUCAAGUCUGUGCCAACAGUCGUAAACGCAUCCUCGGAAUUCCUAGAAGAAUACUACCGCACCGACACCCCGCCGUCGUCUCGGAAGAAGCGGAACUCCUCCCUGAGGGUGUCGGUGGGGCUGGCGUGCGGCGCGCUGGUGGGGGGCGGGGCCUUCAUCGCCGCCGCCGCCGUGCUGAUCGCCAAGCGCACGCGCCGCCGCAUCCCCAACGUGCUGAAGAAGCCGUUCUGCCCGGCCCUGCGGCACGGCCACGCGCGCAACAACCGCCGCGCGCCGCGGCUGGCGUUGGCGCUCGCCAAUUGCCCUCCGAUCCACAUGUUAAGGCCGGCGGUGGUCGACGAAGACUACCGCGAGCCCUACAACAUCUGGCGCGAGACCCUGGGCCGCCGGGACAAGCGGGAGCUGCACGACCAGAACGAAUACAACGAAAUAUGCGAAGACCCGGAGUUCCCGCGGCCCUACAUGAUGAAGCGACCCGACCCGCACGAGAGCUUCUACGCUGCCACUGACAUCAUUCACCAUACGUACCCUGACGAGCGUCCGUGCCGCCGCGAGCGCCCCGCGCCCGGCCUGUUCACGUCCAUCAAGCUGCCCGAAGCCGAGCCCCCAAACGGAGUGGCGCCCCUGCUGGACUUCCCGCGGGGGCGCAUGCGACCACUCACUUUCCUUGGCGAGGGCCCACACGGCACUCUCCAGAUUUGCGAGACGGAAGGAAUCGAAGAGCUGAGCGACGAAGAGUCGCCCAGCGGGGAACAACGCCGCCUUGUUGUUGUGAAGACCCUAUGGCGUGGCUGCCAUAGCGAUGUCAAGGCGGCGUUUGCCCGCGAAGCCACGUGGGGCGCCGGACUGAAACACCCUCAGCUCGCCAGGGUACUCGGCCUGAGUCUCCUGGAGCCCCCGUGCGCUGCUCUCGAUCGCGGAGAAAGCCUUACACUGCCGUCGAUAUUGAAACUGGACAGGAAAUUGAGUUAUUCGAGUUUGAUUCACAUAUGCUGCCAGAUCGCCGCCGGCAUGAAGUAUCUGGAGUCCUUCGAGCUAGUGCACAGAGACCUCGCCGCAAGAAACAUCACAGUAAGCGAGAAUUUGCACGUUAAGGUGUCGGACUACGCGAUGUUCUGCGAGGAGUUCGCGGGCGACUACCACGUGCUCGCCGACGGCAGCCGCAUGCCGCUGCGCUGGAUGGCCUGGGAGAGUCUCCUGCUGGGCAUGUACUCCCCGGCCAGCGACGUGUGGUCGUUCGGGGUGACGGUGUGGGAGAUCCUCACCUACUGCAUGGCGCGCCCGUUCGACGAGAUGAACGAUGAUCAGGUGGUGGCGAACGCCAGCGAGUGGCGCUGCGGCGGGCGCGGCGCGCGCGUGCCGGCCGCGCCGCCGCCGCGCUGCCGCCGCGAGCUGUACGACCUCAUGCACGAGUGCUGGCGCCGCGAGCCCGCGCAGCGCCCGCGCUUCCACGACCUGCACCGCUUCCUCGACCGCAUGACGCAGGGCUACAAGCCGCCCAAGCACUAG